This is a messenger RNA of Lachancea meyersii CBS 8951, 1572 nucleotides long. The record is from the annotation of a GenBank genome assembly. Lineage: Eukaryota; Fungi; Ascomycota; Saccharomycetes; Saccharomycetales; Saccharomycetaceae.
AUGACGUCGCAAACGAACUGGAUAGUGCAAAAAUUCGGAGGAACCAGUGUGGGUAAGUUCCCAGAACAAAUUGUCGAUGAAAUCGUCAAAGUCUACACCACCCAGCUCAAAAACAACGUGGCAGUUGUGUGCUCUGCACGCUCCAGUGAUACCAAGGCCGAAGGUACCACUUCCAGGCUGCUGAGGGCCUGCGACAUGGUGUGCAAUAACGACUCGAGCUUCUCCGAAGUGGUGCGAAUAGUGAGAGACGACCACAUCGACAACGCCAAAAAACGCAUUUCUGAUGUAAAAUUGCAGGAAAAACUCAUCAGCGACACCGUGAGCGAGUUGGAGACCGUGGAGAAGUAUUUGAACGCCUCGUUGGUUCUGAACGAAGUUUCUUCGAGAACCAUGGACCUAGUCAUGUCGUGCGGUGAGAAACUCAGUUGUCUGUUCAUGUCCGCUCUCUGCAACGACCACGGUGUGCCCUCGGAGUACGUGGACUUGUCUAACGUCAUUCCACAGGGCUACGAAUGCCCCGAAGGCACCCUAGACGCAGGAUUCUACAGCUUUUUGGUCAAGGCUUUCAAAAGCCGUUUACAGCCUGUCUUGGACUCGCAUGCUCGUGGAAAGCCUGUCGUUCCGGUCAUUACAGGGUUCUUCGGUCUGGUACCCAUGGGGCUUUUAAACGGUGUUGGUCGUGGGUAUACCGACUUGUGUGCCGCGUUGAUCUCCGUUGGAUUGAACGCCGAUGAGCUUCAAGUGUGGAAAGAAGUGGACGGUAUUUUCACGGCCGACCCCCGCAAGGUCCCACAAGCCAGGCUUCUAAGCAGUGUGACCCCCGAGGAAGCAUCAGAAUUGACCUAUUACGGUUCCGAAGUCAUUCACCCAUUCACAAUGGAACAGGUUAUCAGGGCUAAAAUCCCCAUCAGAAUCAAAAACGUUCAGAAUCCCAGAGGUGACGGCACAGUCAUCUACCCAGACAAUGUCGCCAAGAAAGGCGAAGCGACCCCACCACACCCACCUGUCGCUCUGAGCAGUUCCUUCUUCGAGCACAAAAGAAGAGGUGCCACUGCCAUCACCAGCAAAAACGAUAUUGUUGUUGUUAAUGUUCAUUCCAACAAAAAGACAUUGUCGCACGGUUUCCUUGCGCAAAUCUUUAGCACUCUGGACAAGUACAAACUGGUAGUCGAUUUGAUCUCGACGUCUGAGGUGCACGUUUCCAUGGCCCUACCUGUACCGGACCUGGAUUCAUCCAAAUCUUUGAAGAAAGCCGUGGAAGAGUUGAAGAAGGUUGGUACCGUGGACUUGACCAAGAAGCUGGUUAUCAUUUCCCUGGUGGGUAAGCAAAUGAAGCAGUUCAUUGGUAUUGCUGGAACCAUGUUCACCACUCUUGCGGAACAAAAUAUCAAUAUCGAGAUGAUAUCGCAAGGUGCCAAUGAAAUCAAUAUCUCGUGUGUCAUUGACGAAGAAGACGCAAUCAAAGCAUUGCAAUCGAUUCACGGUAAAUUGUUAGAUCCGGAGGCUACUGAAACCAGCUUGGGGAAAGCGGUCAACGAGAAAUUGGAACAGAUAAAGAGACUUGAAUUGUAA